UUGAGGAGUCCGAGGGGAGAGAUGCCGCGUCCGUCGAGAGCUGCCAGUCGACAGCCGGGCAACAAAUACAAAGAUGAGAGUGAGAGCAGUGACUCCGAGGACUGGGAUGAAGAGGAAGAUCCAGAUAAUAUGAAUGUCCCAGGUGGCGGGACCAACCUAGGUGUGCUGAAGGGAGAGGAUCAGCCAGUGAAGAGUGAACCGUCCACCAGCCUCCCCUCCUUUGGGGCCGGCAGCUCGGGCAUCAAUCUCAACUCCCUUCUAUCACAAUCACAGCCGACUCUCACGCCUAAGCCAGAUCUGCUGAGCACUGCACUCUCAUCCUCAGGUCUAGAAGGCAUGGCAGGGGCAGCUGCUGGCCUACAGAAUCGUGCGGCUCUUCAGCAACAGCUGCUGCAGCGCGGGCUGGUGACCAAGGCUGCCUACUCGCCCGGCUACCAAGUAAUUCGCCCUGAUGGCCACCUACAACAGAGAGCAAGCAUGGGCAUGAUGGGGGGUCUAGGCAUGAUGGGCGGCAACCCACUGCAGUCUCUCCUGGCCCUGCGGGCACCGGGCCUUGACAUGGGCAACCCCGUUAUUGCACAGCUCAUGAUGCAACAGGCCAUGAGCAUGUCACAGACAGGAGCCCCCCAAGUGCAGAAGUUGAUGGGGAUGUACCCAGGGAUGGGGAUGCAGGUCAACCCUUUGAUGCUGGCGCAACCGGCAGCCGAGGAAGAUGUGGAGGAGGAUGAUGGCAUGGGUGUUGCGGAAACCUACGCUGACUACAUGCCCUCAAAGUUGAAGGUUGGCAUCAAGCAUCCAGACCAGGUGGUGGAGACGGCGUCAAUGUCCUCGGUAGAACCUCCUGAUGUGUGGUACAAAAUGGAUAUUCCUGAUACGACCAUUGACACAGGCAAACUGUCGGCCCUGCAGUUGGAGAGUAUCACGUAUGCCUCGCAGCAGCACGAGCACUUCCUACCAGAUGGGACACGAUCUGGCUUUCUCAUUGGCGAUGGUGCUGGCGUGGGCAAGGGCCGUACUAUUGCAGGGAUAAUCUAUGAGAACUACCUAAAGGGGCGAAAGAAGUCCAUAUGGGUGUCCGUGUCAAACGACUUGAAGUACGACGCUGAGCGGGACUUGAAGGACAUUGGUGCGGGCCACAUCCAGGUUCACUUCCUCAGCAAAAUGAAAUACGGAAAAAUCAACUCUGACCUCAAUGGUAAUGUAAAGAAGGGCGUCCUCUUUGCGACCUAUUCAGCUUUGAUUGGAGAGUCCUCAAGUGGCCAAGGAAAAUACAAGAGCCGUUUAAAGCAGAUUCUGAACUGGUGUGGCGAUGAUUUUGAUGGUGUUAUUGUGUUUGAUGAAUGCCAUCGUGCCAAGAACCUCUGCCCGGUGGGCUCUGGAAAGCCAACCAAGACAGGUUUAACUGUCUUAGAACUCCAGAACAGAUUACCCAAAGCGCGUGUGGUGUAUGCAUCUGCCACUGGAGCAUCUGAACCAAAGAAUAUGGCAUACAUGGUCCGUGUUGGGAUCUGGGGCAAGGGAACUCCCUUCCCCGAAUUCACAGAUUUCAUCAGUGCUGUUGAAAAGAGGGGUGUUGGUGCUAUGGAGAUCGUGGCCAUGGACAUGAAACUCCGUGGCAUGUACAUUGCCCGACAACUAAGCUUCCAUGGAGUAUCCUUCAGAAUAGAAGAAGUUCCUUUGGAUGAAGAUAUCAAGCUAGUGUACGAUGACUCUGUCAAAUUGUGGGUGGAUGCCCGUCAGAAGUUCCAGGAGGCGUCAGAGCUGAUCAAUGCAGAGAAGGGGAUGAAGAAAUCCAUGUGGGGUCAAUUUUGGUCUUCACAUCAGCGUUUCUUCAAGUAUUUGUGCAUUGCUGCAAAGGUGGACCAUGCAGUGCGACUAGCUCGUGAGGCUGUCAAAACAAACAGAUGUGUAGUCAUUGGCUUACAGUCGACUGGAGAAGCAAGAACUAUAGAACAAUUGGAAAAAGAUGAUGGGGAACUCUCAGAUUUUGUUUCAACUGCAAGAGGAGUCCUGGAGUCUUUAGUGGAGAAACACUUUCCAGCACCUGACCGCAAUCGCAUCAACAAGAUUCUUGGAAUCUCAGAAACCAGUAAAGAAUUCAAGGAUAUUAUUAAUGAAGUCACAGGGAAGACUUCAAAAAGGAAACCAGUGCGACAAGCGGCACAGAGAGCAGCAAAGAGAAGGUACAAGGACAUCCACUCCGAUAAUGAGGAAGACUCUGAUUUUGAGAUGUCAGGAGAGAGUGGAGGGGAAGAGGAGGAGGAUGAUGCAUACUCGUCAGAUCAGUCCUCUGAUUUCUCCGACAUAAGUGACUUUGAUGAUGAAGACAGUUGGGGCCGCCCGAAGAAGAGAGGGAAAGCCAAGAACCACAAACAGAAGAACGGCAAGGGACGGGCAGAAAAUGGAGCCAAACUCCCGCCUCCCCCCAAGGACCAUGUGGAGAGAGCCCAGAAGAUGAAGGCAGAUCUCCUUAAGAAUAUAACCAACCUUGGCAGAAAGCUGCCUCCAAAUACGCUAGACCAGCUGAUUGAUGAGCUCGGGGGCCCAGAAAACGUGGCGGAGAUGACGGGGCGCAAGGGGCGUGUAGUACAAAGUGACGAUGGCCAGGUCAUGUACGAGUCCAGAUCUGAAGCGGAUAUUCCACUGGAGAUUCUAAACAUCAAGGAAAAAGAGAGGUUCAUGAAUUCAGAAAAAGAUAUAGCUAUCAUCUCAGAGGCUGCUAGCUCAGGUAUUUCACUUCAGAGUGAUCGCAGAGUGAAAAACCAGAGAAGAAGAGUUCACAUAACACUUGAACUUCCUUGGUCGGCAGACAGAGCUAUUCAGCAGUUUGGUCGAACACACAGAAGUAACCAAGUAAAUGCACCCGAAUAUAUUUUCUUAAUAUCUGAACUUGCUGGAGAACGCCGAUUUGCCUCCAUUGUUGCAAAGAGAUUAGAGAGCUUGGGAGCCUUAACACAUGGAGAUCGAAGAGCCACAGAAUCACGUGAUCUCUCCUCCUUCAACAUUGACAACAAAUAUGGCCGCAUGGCACUGGAGUCGGCCAUGAAGACCAUGAUGGGCUAUGAGCAUCCCAUUGUCCCCCCUCCUGAGGACUACAAGGGAGACUUCUUUGCAGACAUACAGAAUGCUCUCGUUGGAGUGGGUAUGAUCCUAAGAGAAGACAGCAUUUAUCAGCUGGAUAAGGACUAUAACAACUUGAGUAAAUUCCUCAAUAGGAUAUUGGGAAUGCCAGUAGAGCUACAAAAUAGGUUAUUCAAAUAUUUCACAGACACAUUAGCUGCAAUUAUUAGUCAAGCCAAGCGGACAGGCAAAUAUGAUAUGGGUAUCCUUGAUUUGGGGGUUGGUGGGGAGGGCUGCAAGAGAACGAAAACUAAAACGUGGAUAGGAAAGCAUGCUACAGGAACAGCGAAGACUGAGAUCCACACUGUGUUAGUGGAGCGUGGCAUGUCGUGGUCAGAAGUGCAGGAAAAAUGGGCGGAACUGAGCGGGGACUUGGAAGGAUUCUACCUCUCCCACCAGGUUCGAAAUAACAAGAAGACUGCUGUGCUUGCUGUUUUAGAACCCUCAGCCACUAAUAAGAAGCGCGAGAAGAAUUCCAGAAUGUUCAUACUUUACCGGCCCAACACAGGAAUGCAAAUGAAACAGGAGGCUUAUUCGGAGCUGAAGAAGAAGUACAAGAAGGUGACACCAGACGAGGCACAAGAACACUGGGAGGAGCAGUUCAAGGCAUCUAGUCACACCUGUUCACAUGCCUACUGGCAGGGUAACUGUCGGCGGGUGAACAGUGGACUGGAGUGCGAGAUAGGCUUGCGUCGACGCACUUACCACAUAUUGUGUGGAUUAGUGCUAAAUGUUUGGGCAAAAGUGGAAGAUGUUCUGGCCUCAGCACCACACAGUCACUCUUCUACUAAGAUGCAGGUUGUACGUCUGAAAACGCACGAGGGAACAAAGCUUGUUGGGACCCUCAUUCCAAAUAACUUGGUUGAGAGGCUUUCUGCUGUCUUGGAAGAGGAUAGCACAGAGUCUUAUGAAGAGAACUUUACUGAUGAAGACAGUAAAGACAGCAAGGAUGAAAAAUAAUAGAAGUUUGAACUUAUGAGGACAAAUAUUGAUUUCUCAGUAAGGGAUAGUAGUACAGGAAGACAGUAGUUGGUCUUCAAAGAAAGGAUGUUUAAGCUAAGUGCUGUAUGCAGAUGCAGAGUUUUUCUAUGGGUUUGCACGGAUUCAUCAUGUUUAGGAGAAAAUGUUGAAUUUGUGCAUUCUGCAACUGCUUAUGAGCUUCUAAGCUGUUCCUUAUACUGAUCCUUUGGUAAUGUGAAAUGCACUGCAUUGACAAUAUAUUCAUAUCAGUGAUCAGUGUUAAAUGUUGAACAUGGUCAGCCAAAGGAUUGCUAGGAGACGUCACAAGCGAUCAUACACAGGUGUAGAGCAGAGCAAUGUCUUUACUAAUUGAGUUAAUUGUAUAUGAAUUAACAUAGUUCAGGCCGGCAAUCCUCAUGCUGCAGGAGUUUAUACCUAGUGACAUUGGUAUAUAUUUUCUAAUGUGACCUUAGGCACUAAAGAGAUUGCUGUACUCUUCCCCAAGAUAUUGUGCUUGAAGUCACUUCUUGAGUCAUCAAAGUGAGCUUAUGUAUAAUACUGCAGUGUUGAAAUUUGAGUUGCGGUUGGCCAGUUGGCAUAUGUAAGCAAAACUGCAAAGAGGAUGGCUGUUGUCCUUAAAUUUGUCAAGUGAUAUUUUCAGGUGUACUCCUUACUGAAGGAGUCUUGGUGGCAAUUAAUGGGAAUAUAAGUAGUGUACCUGCUGUAAAGCCAAGAAACAUUUUAGGAAAUGCAGAGAUUCUGUAGUUAUCAAUAUAGUGGAAAACUGUAGAUUUUUCAUAGAUUUUGGCACCAGAUAAUUUGCAUUUUGUGUAUUUAAGUGUGCACAAAUUACUGUAUGUUGCCUUUCAAGAUUACAAUCUUGAACCAUAUGAUUCAUAUUCUAUCCUUUAGAUUUAUUUAGCCCUAUGAUCAUGUUGCACCAUGGUAGUGUCCUGAUCAACCGAUUGACAUACUUAUUAACUGAACAAGGUCAUAUGAUUUACAGCUUCACGUAGCUCAGUUGAAGGCUAAAAAUUGAUGUACAUAUGAUUUUCUUUGUCAUACUAUAUUUAUUGUAUGAACAUGAAGCUGUUCCCUGAUUUAUAUUGGUAGAUUUGAUGUGUUGUGGAAGAAUGUACGUUGUAAAAUUUAUGUCUGUAAGAUAACCUUCAUAAUUUAGAUUUACACCAAUAGCAUUAUAGGGGUAUAGCUUUUCAGUACUAGUUUCUUCUAGAAAAUUUGCAUGUAGGAUUAAAAUUAAUUUGAUGAAACUGAGGAUCAUUUAAUAGGUAGGCAUUAGCAGUAAAAAAGAAUUAAAAAGAAAAAAACAAAAUAGGUAAGAAGGAUAGAGGACAUGGGCAGCAGGUACUCCUAAUCCAUUUACAGGGCAUUUUCCAAAGUAUUGUACAACGUGAUCUCGUAUGACCUGAACACACAUUUAUGGCCAAAAUUCUGCAGUUUUGCAUGAGGUUAAAAUGUAUUUCAUUGACAUAAAUAUGACAGUAUUUUCCAGAAGAUGUAGUCUUUACUUUCAACCUUCAUAUUUCCUUCUUAGUAUGUGACUAUUCAGCAAUUUUGAAUAUUUGUUCAGCUUCAUGUAAGGCCACAGAGUUCAGGACAGUGUUUACGGUGCCGAUGGGCACAGUGUAGAUAGUACAAGUGGUUUCACAAAGCAGUCAUCAACAGGAGGGCAUAAGGUCCAGUUCUGUUUUUUUCCUUUUCUUUUGUCUUUUUACAAGCAAACUUAAUGGAUAUUUAUUUUAUUUAUUCAGUUAUCUCUUAUUAUACUUACUUAAUCAUUUUCAUGGUAAGCAGCUACAGCUGUGUUGUGCAUUAUUUAGGAAUAUAAUUUGAAUUUGAAAGGAAAAUUAGAAUUGUAAAAAAAAAAAAUACAAAUUAAGUGCAGGAUGUAAGUCUUUAUUUGGGAAACUUGGAAUGCAAGCAUCUUACAUGACAUAGAACCCUCCUGCUGAUGAUAGCAAUAUUUGGUGUUCUUCCAUGUGAGUCAUUGUGGUUAGGUCAGUCAUGCCAUUCAUACCAUACAGUAGUCACAUUUCUUCACCAAGUGGGUAUUUUAGAUCUAUUAAUUUUGUAUGCUUUUGCCUGUAUGUUGCCCCCUGCAAAGUAUUUUUUUUUUCUCUGUCAGGAACAGAUUUUAAGUAUCUGAGUUAGCUGUAACAGAAGCAGCUGACUUCCAAGGUUAAUUGUUAUUGAUAUAGGAAUCAAGUACUGUGGUGUCAGGAACAAGCCAGCUGGUACUAGGAAUAGGUUUUUCUGUUAAGAUCUCAUUAAUAGGCACACACCUCCCCCUUCAACUCCAUUUUACAAUGCAUCAUGCUGUACAUUGUAUACGACAUGCCCUCAUCAGAAGUCUAAACAUCAGGAGCAUUUGGUUGACAGAGAAUUUUUAAAAUGUUAUUUUAAUAUUCUUUCUUUCUAUACUUUUUUUUUUAAGGAAAUUUGACCAUGGCCUUCUGUUAAACAGGUGUUCCCUUUCAACCAAAUGCAAGGAAAAGAAUAAAUAGUACCAAUUGUAGUACUGUACUUACAAUGUAUUGUACCAAACUGUUAAGGGAAUAUGUAGCAGUCAAUUAUACUUGGAUAUUUGUUUA
This is a messenger RNA of Penaeus indicus, 6692 nucleotides long. RefSeq names its product protein strawberry notch homolog 1-like (gene sno). NCBI's taxonomy places the organism in Eukaryota, Metazoa, Arthropoda, Malacostraca, Decapoda, Penaeidae. Gene Ontology annotation, molecular function: chromatin DNA binding; histone binding. Gene Ontology annotation, biological process: regulation of DNA-templated transcription. Bases 22 to 4080 code for a protein of 1352 amino acids. The transcript is spliced from 25 exons. The record is from RefSeq and is a predicted model, not a curated record. Gene Ontology annotation, cellular component: nucleus.